UCGCUCAGUUCCGCGACUAUCACGCCGAAAAGUUCUCAGGGGCAGGGAGACCCCCGCGUCGUUGAUGAAUGGAUUCAGGGGUUGGAGUUUAUCUUUGAGGUUAUGGAAUGCCCCGAUAGGUAUCGCGUAGUUUGCGCUCAGCUUCAGCUCACUGGUGAUGCAAGGCUCUGGUGGAAUGCCUACUGGAGCAUGCGUCCCGGUGAAAAGGCGGGUUGUACAUGGGAUAUGUUCAAGGAGUUAGUCCGCGAUAAGUACUACCCUUCCUACUAUCGGGUAGAGAUGGAGCGCCAGUUCUUAGCGCUUCAGCAGGGCACUCGUACUGUCGAUGAGUACGAGCGAGAGUUCACUAGACUUGCAGGUUUCGCACCGGAUCUUGUUCGCACGGAGGCCCAGAGAGCGCAGUGGUUCAUUGACGGACUUUACCCAGCAGUCCGUCACAACAUCGUGGGACACGGGACUCAGACCUAUGCUCGCGCAGUUUCUAUCGCCCAGGAGGUGGACGCUAGCAUCAGGAGGGAGGCAGUCCGUGAUCGUGCUCAGCCAUCUGCCCCAGCUCAGCCAUUUGCAGCUCCACCAGCUCUACCAGCCCCUCAUCCAGCAAAGGAGAAGAAGAGGAAGGGAAAGAGUGCACAGACUGACCGGAGGACCCGACAGAGACAGCAGCCGAUUCCACCGUGCCCGACUUGUGGUCGACUUCACCGGGGAGAGUGUCGUGUGGGACAGGAUAUCUGCUACUACUGCCACGAUCCGGGACAUUUUGCGAUUCGCUGUCCGAAGAAACUCCAGCAGCAGCCUCAGCAGCCUCAGCAGCCACCACAGCAGCAACAGCCACGUCA
Striga hermonthica is the source of this 836-nucleotide messenger RNA. Lineage: Eukaryota; Viridiplantae; Streptophyta; Magnoliopsida; Lamiales; Orobanchaceae. The record is from the annotation of a GenBank genome assembly.